Vigna angularis (adzuki bean) is the source of this 534-nucleotide messenger RNA. RefSeq names its product secreted RxLR effector protein 161-like. NCBI's taxonomy places the organism in Eukaryota, Viridiplantae, Streptophyta, Magnoliopsida, Fabales, Fabaceae. Bases 1 to 534 code for a protein of 177 amino acids. The record is from RefSeq and is a predicted model, not a curated record. The transcript has a single exon.
AUGACACAAUGUAAUGUUACCAGGAAUCCACUUGAGGUCAAUAUGAAGCCGCGAUUUGAUGUAGAUGAAGAAAGUGUGGAUGAAACGACUUAUAAGCAGCUCAUUGGUUCUUUGCGAUUCCUAUGUAAUAGCAGACCAGAGCUGAUGUAUGGGGUUGGCCUGUUGAGUCAAUUCAUGAGCAGUCCACAGAAAAGUCAUUUGAUUGCGGCUAAACGUGUUCUAAGGUAUGUUAAAGGAACAACUAAUUAUUGUAUUUUGUUUCUGUAUGGCAUGCAAAAGGAUGAGUUGAAACUAGUUGGAUACACUAAUUCCGAUUUCGGUGGAGAUCAAGUAGAAAGGAAAAGCACAUCAGGGAAUAUUUUCUUUCUAAAUACAACACCUAUAUCAUGGAGUUCUAAGAAACAAACCAUUGUUGCUCUAUCAAGUUGUGAAGCGGAAUAUGUGGCUGGUUAUCAUGCUGUGUGCCAGGGUGUUUGGUUCAAUGAAGUUUUGAAGGAUUUAAAGGUGCAGAUCGAGAAACCAUUUGUGCUGUAG